CUCUCUCGUGGCAUCAUCGAGGCAUCGACAGGGGUGCCAUGAGCCAUCCUCGAAUGCAUUUGACUGAACGUGCAUAGCAUGCUAGCUUAACCCGCCCCAGUUGCCUUGUUCAUGUGUUUUUUUUCUUUUUGCGAAUUAUUAUGUUGGUUAUGGAUGUAUGUUGAUGCAUAUUAUAUGUGAAUUUCACUCUUCCUGAAGAAUAACAUUCAGAUGCUGAUUCUUUUGUUUCAAUGGAAUGGUUUUCUGCAGGUGUGCGCUGUGAAAAUAGCUUAACCACUGCUCCGAGACUCGUUCCGUCCAGCUACGAGUCAGGCAGGCAGGCGGCGGACGAAUCCCAGCUGCGGAAGCGGGACGGGGCAACCACUGCUCCUCCACUCCCGCUAAAAUAAUUGCAGCAGGGAGAGCGAGCUCAACGCAGCGUGCCGUCCUCUCCUGCUCGAUUUCUUUCUCCGGCCGGUCGAUGCAUGUCAUGCCAAGCACCAACGACGAAAACUUCCCGCCUCGCAGCGUCGCAAAGCGAUCGCAAUCACCGGCCCGUCCCGUCGUGGCCGUCCCGUCCGCGAAUUCUCCCCGUCUCCUCUCUCUGUCUGUCUCUACAUAUACGCGCGCCGGCCCUCCCACGUCCGUCCUCCAAGAAGGCUCGAGCUGUGCAACGCGGCUGCGACACCGGGCGCACCGCCAAACACGUCGUCGCCGCGCGCGCGCGCGUGAUGAGGGACCUCGAGGAGUUCCGGGGCAGCGGGCCGCCGUCCCACGGCGGCGAGGGGGGCGCGGGGUCCGUGUCGUGGUGGUCGGACGACCCCGAGGCGAAGCGCCGGCGGAGGGUCGCGGGGUACAAAGCCUACGCCGUGGAGGCCAGGGUCAAGGCGUCGCUCCGCCGGGGGCUCCGCUGGAUCAAGGACCGUUGCACCGGCCUCGUCCGCCGCCACUGACCGGCGACGAGGUGCUGUCGCAGUCGCGUUAACCUUUUCAUGGCGUGGCGUGUCAGGGCGCUUUAAUCGGCCUUGGUGUUUGUAAAUGUUCGUUCAUGCAAGUUUGUGCUUCUUCUUCUCCCUGUGUUCCCGGGCUGUGCAUGUUCAUGCGUGACCGCCUGAUUGUUUUGCUGUUCUUACGGAUGCAAGAAAU
Messenger RNA from Phragmites australis (common reed), 1125 nucleotides. RefSeq lists its product as uncharacterized. The transcript has a single exon. The record is from RefSeq and is a predicted model, not a curated record. NCBI's taxonomy places the organism in Eukaryota, Viridiplantae, Streptophyta, Magnoliopsida, Poales, Poaceae. Bases 465 to 932 code for a protein of 155 amino acids.